Molecule: messenger RNA, 935 nt
Organism: Sinocyclocheilus grahami
Lineage: Eukaryota; Metazoa; Chordata; Actinopteri; Cypriniformes; Cyprinidae
Product: tumor necrosis factor receptor superfamily member 4-like
Exons: 7
Coding region: 1-822 (273 amino acids)
Biological process (GO): regulation of cell population proliferation
Molecular function (GO): signaling receptor activity; protein binding
Source: RefSeq, a predicted model, not a curated record
AUGCAAGCACAUCUUGUCCAGCAGGUAUGUCAUAGACAAAGUUAUGUUACGAAAAAAUGUGAGGCCUGUCCACAAAACCAAUACAGAUCUACAAGUGGAACAUAUUUUCACUGUGAGAACUGCAGCAAAUGUAAAAAAGGUAGUAAUGAGCUCAAUUCUUGCACAUCUACAAGUGACACUAAAUGCAAAUGUAAAAAAGGCUUUACGCCCAUUGAUUGGAUAAAGGAAGAGAUUUGCUCUUGUGAAAAAGGUUCGGGAAUAGAUGAAACAGGAAUAUGCAAAAAAUGUGAGGAUGGCUUCUUCACAUACAAAGAAAACUCGAUUUGUCAAAAAUGGAGAGAGUGUAUAAAUGGGAUUGUGACCGCAGGCACUGGCACUUCUGAUGCUGUCUGCAAACACGCCUCGAAAGAGGUGAAAGAAGCUCCCACAAAAGAGGGGAAUGAAGCUCCUACGAAAGAGGUGAAAGAAGCUCCCACAAAAGAGGGGAAUGAAGCUCCUACGAAAGAGGUUAAAGAAGCUCCCACGAAAGAGGUGAAAGAACCCCCUAAAGCCCACAUUACCCCAUUCCAGGCAACCACAAUCUCUUCUACGACCACUUCAAGAAUUACAGACUCUUCUAACAACAUACAAAAAAACAGCCUCUACAGUUUGUGGCUGGUCAUGCUAUGCGCUGCUAUUUUUCUGCUGGCUGGACUCCUGUACCACAAGUGUAAAGUCACCCACUGUAUUCAUAACCACAAGAAAGUGGAUUUUCGAAAAGAAAGUGUAUGCAGAAAGCCUGUUGAAGAAUCUGGGGAAAAGUGCCAGUCUUUGCUUGUCUAACGCUGUUGUUAAUGGCCUCAGUGUUUCUUUUUGUGGAAUAUUUUGUAUGCAUGCAAUAUUGGUUGUUUUAUAACUAGUUUAAUUGCUGUUAACUUCAUUAAAUCUCCACUUAA